CUCUCUCCUUCUACUGCUCCUCUUUGAUCAUAAACAUAUAUCUGAUUUACACAGUUUUUAUUCUGUUUAAAGAUUGAGAUCAUAGCUUUCUGAGUCUACAUAUAUAUAUUUGUCACUGUUUCAACAUGGCGGCGAAGCGGGCGGCUUUGUUUCUGGUGUGCCUCACGGCGGUGGUGGCGGUGGGCCGGUGCUGGGGUGAGGAGAAGGCGGGGAAAGUGAAUAUGGCGGAGGACAUGUCGAUGCGGGUCCAAGAGGCGGAGCAGCCGCCGUCUGAGGAGGGGAAGGAUGCCAAAGACCAUGCUGAUUCUUGGGCUGAGUGGGCUAUCAACAAGUUAUCUGAGGGAAUUGGAAUAGAUUCAGAUAAAGCAAAAGAUGUGGCUCACAAAGUCGUGGAGAAGACCAAGGGUGCUGCUUCCAAGUCCACGGAUGCUCUGAGCUCUGCUGCUUAUGAUACAUCUAAGUAUGCUUCUGAGAAGGCUAAAGAAAUGGCUGACACUACGUCUGAGAAGCUAGACGAUGCCAAGAACUAUGCCUCUGAAAAGGGUGGUGAGGCCGUGAAGGUGGCGUCGGAUAGGGCAUCUGCUGCAAAAGAAACAGGCAAGCAUAAGGCGGGUAAUGCCUAUGAAUCCGCUUCUGAGACUGCUAGUGAUGUUGCUGGUGGGACGGCUGAGAAACUAGGAAGGGCCAAGGACUGUGCUUCAGAAAAGGCAGGCGAAGCCAUGAAGAUGGCUUCGGAUAUGGCUUCUGGUGUAAAAGAAACUGCCAAGGAUAAGGUGAAGAAUGCCUAUGAAUCCUCUUCUGAGACGGCUAGCGAUGUUGCCCGUGGGCCGGCUGAGAAACUAGGAAGGGCCAAGGACUGUGCUUCAGAAAAGGCAGGCGAAGCCAUGAAGAUGGCAUCGGAUAUGGCUUCUGGUGCAAAAGAAACUGCCAAGGAUAAGGUGAAGAAUGCCUAUGAAUCCGCUUCUGAGACGGCUAGCGAUGUUGCCGGCAGGACGUCUGAGAAACUAGGAAAUGCUAAGAACUAUGCUUCAGAAAAAGCUGGUGAGGCCAAAGAUAAAGCUUAUGAUGCUUAUGAAGUUGGUACUGAUAAAGCCGGUCGAGCAAUGGAAUCUGCUUCCGAUAUUGCCAGCGAUGCCAAAGAAAAAAUAAAAGGUAAGGCUUAUGAUGUGUAUAGUUCAGCAUCCGGCAAAGCCCACGAUGUGAUGAAUGCAGCUUCAGAUACGGGCAGGGAUGCUAGCGAGAAGGUGAAUGAGAAAGUUCAUGAUGCCUACAACGAUACCGCUGAUAAAGCUGCUCGAGUGAAGGAUAUGUCAUCGGAUUUGGCCAGUGAUGUCAAGGAGAAGGCAAAAGAUAAAGCAUAUAAUGCCUACACUUCUGCCUCAGAGCGAAUGAAUGAAGCAGCCGAUCAGGCCGCCAGCAUGGCUGGACAAGCUAGAGAAGCAAUGAAAGAUAAAGCAUCUGAUGCAUAUAAAGCUGCAGAUGUAAGUAUGAAAAUGGCAAAGGAAAAGGCUAGUGAUGCAAAAGAGACGAUGGCGGAUGCAACUUCCCACAGGAAGGACGCAGCUUUUGAUACAUAUGAGGAUGCAAAAGCAAGAGUUCAUGAUGCUUACACGUCCGCCAAGGAUUCCAUGUCCGAGCAGGCUAAGCAGAAGUAUGAGGCAGCUAAAGAGAAGGCUUCCCAAGCAACAGGCGAUCUAGGAGCAAAAAUGAGGUCAGCAGACAUGGCUGAACUAUGAGGAAUGUUUGUGUUCCAGCAGCUACAUUUUCAUCAUUUGCAAAUACUUCUGUUGUAGGUUCAAAUAUGGUGUUCCGGAGUUGAGUUGUUUUGCAGAGUGUUUUACACGUCUGACUUUAGUUUAAUAUACAGAAGAUCUUGACAA
This is a messenger RNA of Sesamum indicum (sesame), 1880 nucleotides long. RefSeq names its product late embryogenesis abundant domain-containing protein / LEA domain-containing protein. The record is from RefSeq and is a predicted model, not a curated record. NCBI's taxonomy places the organism in Eukaryota, Viridiplantae, Streptophyta, Magnoliopsida, Lamiales, Pedaliaceae.